Drosophila virilis is the source of this 1395-nucleotide messenger RNA. It is a transcript of the gene Cpr78E, whose product is annotated as Cuticular protein 78E. Gene Ontology annotation, cellular component: chitin-based extracellular matrix. Gene Ontology annotation, molecular function: structural constituent of chitin-based larval cuticle. NCBI's taxonomy places the organism in Eukaryota, Metazoa, Arthropoda, Insecta, Diptera, Drosophilidae. The record is from RefSeq and is a predicted model, not a curated record.
CGAACCAAACGCAGCCGAAGCGCAUGUGGCACCUUUAAGUAUUUCGAUUUGUAUUCGGCCCCAGACCCCGCUCUCACCUCGAAUAUCGCCCUGAUUUGGCUUGGUCUAUUUGGAACGCAUUGUAUUUUGCAGGGGCUGGAAAAUUUAGUGUUCCCGCACGAGCUGAGCCAAAAAUAACAAUCGGGCGGCGAGGGCGCGAAUGUUAGAAAAUGUGUGGGGGGAAGGUUGGUGGAGGAGGUGAAGCGGUGCAAAGAAGCACAGAUUUGUUUAUAGUUUUCGUAUAAACAAUUGGCAAUUGAGAAAUCGCUUGUUCGAGAAAAAUCGAACAGUUUUUGCUGAAAAAUGACGAAGAUGGUUGUGAAAUUCGUGAGCAUUCAAUAAUUCCAAUUCUACUGCGGGCUCUAUAAAAAAAAAGUUCAAAAACCGAAAAGAAACAAAACUGAAAAGCUGAAAAUAAAAACGUUGGGGAAACAAUGCAUGCAGAAAUAUCGGCGAACCGCAUCAUACCAUAAUCAUAUAAUCAUGCUAAAUAAUGAAUGCAAACUGAAGCGCAACUGGGUUGGCGUUAAGAGCAAAGUAAACAAGUGCAUAAGGAAUGCGAGAACGAUGUGAAUAUGAAUAGGCAGGAAUACUCAUGAAUACCCGAGUACUUAUGGGCUCUGUGUAUGUAUGUAUCUGGCCGGAUGAUCUGAAAUUGAAUGCCAGAAAUUGUAGGGCGUAUACAUGCAGUUAAUUGAUAUGAAAUUAAUUCUUAGAACGAGUUUCAGCUUACAAAAAUUUUGCGACUUAAUGUAUGUCACAAGCAAAAACCGGUAAGGAUGAUGACCACAAAUAAUUAUUUGUGUUUUUUUUUUUUUUUGCAUUUUGGUGGGUUUGGCCUUUAAAAGGCGACUAAUCGGCUGCAGAGGCUCAAACCGUAGAGAGCAGCGGCACAAACAACAACAGCAUGUUGAAGAUUCUACUUAGCAUUUUUGGCCUGUGUCUGGUUGGCGCUAUGGCCGCGCCCGCCGAUGUCGAUCAUACAAGCACAACGGUGCCGCCAGUGGCUAUUGUGGAUUCGGGUCAGGAGAAGCAUGAGGAUGGCUCGUAUCACUUCUUUUACCAGGGCGAAGAUGGCACCAAGCGCGAGGAGACGGCCGUGGUGCAGAAUGCAGGCACUGAGGAUGCGUUCCUCGAGGUGAGCGGCACCUACUCGUAUUUCGAUGCCGACGGCAAGGAGGUAGUUGUCAACUACAAGGCCGAUAAUCGCGGUUUUGUGCCCGAGGGAGGCAACAUAUUGCCACAGAUAUCGCUGGCCGCCAAGCUGGCCAGUGAGCAGAAGCAGCUUUUUCCCGAUACGGACUAUAAAAAGCCGCCGCAAUACGAAUAAAUAGUGACCAAACGUUGAAAAGAAAA